This is a messenger RNA of Neofelis nebulosa (Clouded leopard), 1616 nucleotides long. RefSeq names its product forkhead box F1 (gene FOXF1). The transcript has 2 exons. Gene Ontology annotation, biological process: animal organ morphogenesis; regulation of transcription by RNA polymerase II. The record is from RefSeq and is a predicted model, not a curated record. Gene Ontology annotation, molecular function: DNA-binding transcription factor activity, RNA polymerase II-specific; RNA polymerase II cis-regulatory region sequence-specific DNA binding. Gene Ontology annotation, cellular component: nucleus. Bases 128 to 1444 code for a protein of 438 amino acids. NCBI's taxonomy places the organism in Eukaryota, Metazoa, Chordata, Mammalia, Carnivora, Felidae.
AGGAGGGAGCUGGAGAGAGGGGGGCCCCCCCGCGCCAACCGCCGGCGGAUCCAGCCGCUCCUCGGGGAGGACGGGCGGGCGGCCGGGGGAGGGCGCGCCGAGGCCCGCUCCGGAGCAGUGGCCGCGGAUGACGGCAGAGGCGCAGCCAGCCCCGCGCGCGCAGCCCCCUCCCCCUCGCCCUCCUCCCCCCCCUCCUCUUCCUCCUCCUCCUCCUCCUCCUCCUCCCGGCUCGUCGGCGGCGCAGAGCAGCGGCGGCAGCGGCGGCGGCGGCAGCAGCAGCCACCCGAUGUCUUCGGCGCCCGAGAAGCAGCAGCCACCGCACGGCGGCGGCGGCGGGGGCGGCGGCGGCGGCGGCGGGGGCGGCGGCGGCGGCGCGGCCAUGGACCCCGCGUCGUCCGGCCCGUCCAAGGCCAAGAAGACCAACGCCGGCAUCCGGCGCCCCGAGAAGCCGCCCUACUCGUACAUCGCGCUCAUCGUCAUGGCCAUCCAGAGCUCGCCCACCAAGCGCCUGACGCUCAGCGAGAUCUACCAGUUCCUGCAGAGUCGCUUCCCCUUCUUCCGCGGCUCCUACCAGGGCUGGAAGAACUCGGUGCGCCACAACCUCUCGCUCAACGAGUGCUUCAUCAAGCUGCCCAAGGGCCUGGGGCGGCCCGGCAAGGGCCACUACUGGACCAUCGACCCGGCCAGCGAGUUCAUGUUCGAGGAGGGCUCCUUUCGGCGGCGGCCGCGCGGCUUCCGAAGGAAAUGCCAGGCGCUCAAACCCAUGUACAGCAUGAUGAACGGGCUGGGCUUCAACCACCUCCCGGACACCUACGGCUUCCAGAGCUCCGCGGGCGGCCUCUCGUGCCCGCCCAACAGCCUGGCGCUGGAGGGCGGCCUGGGCAUGAUGAACGGCCACUUGCCGGGCAACGUGGACGGCAUGGCCUUGCCCAGCCACUCGGUGCCACACCUGCCCGCCAACGGCGGCCACUCGUACAUGGGCAGCUGUGGUGGUGCCGCGGCCGGUGAGUACCCGCACCACGACAGCUCCGUGCCGGCCUCCCCGCUGCUGCCUGCGGCCGCCGGCGGGGUCAUGGAGCCGCACGCGGUCUACUCGGGCUCCACGGCCGCCUGGCCGCCCUCAGCCUCUGCCGCGCUCAACAGCGGCGCCUCCUACAUCAAGCAGCAGCCCCUGUCCCCCUGCAACCCCACGGCCAACCCCUUGUCCGGCAGCCUCUCCACGCACUCCCUGGACCAGCCGUAUCUACACCAGAACAGUCACAACGCCCCAGCCGAGCUGCAAGGCAUCCCGAGGUAUCACUCCCAGUCGCCUGGCAUGUGUGACCGCAAGGAGUUCGUCUUCUCCUUCAACACCAUGGCGCCCUCGUCCAUGCACUCGGCCGGCAGCGGCUCCUAUUACCACCAGCAGGUCACCUACCAAGACAUCAAGCCCUGCGUGAUGUGAGACCACAGCCCGCGGGGCCCUCUGGGCACGGGCGGCCUGGCACGGGGACCCGGAACCCGUCGCAGAAACUGCUCUAUUCUUGAGGUAUAACCGUAGGCAGAAGACAAGGGUCUGACCCCUACCCACCCGGAUUAUUUGGAAAGGAGUCCCCAAGGCAAAGAAAGACCCAGCU